AUGCAGCCUCUUUCCGGCAGUGAGUUUUGCGUGGCCGGAGGGUUUCGGCUGUUGACGGAGCUGGCCAAGAUAGCGGCGCCCAUGGUGCUUCGCGAGGUCAUCCUCUUUGUGGGGGGGAACGCCACGGCCGUGCCCAACAACAUCACGGGAGGGCUAGCCCUGGCGUUGUUCCUGUUGCUGCUGCUGCUGUUGCAAGCGUGCGCGCUGCAGCACUUCAUCCACGGAGUUUUCGUCGUGGGUGCUGGCGUGAACACGGUAGCGACGGUCGCCGUGUUCGACAAGGCACUCAGGCUGUCCAGCGCAUCGCUGGAAGGCCAGCGUCUGGGGCAAGUCCUGAACUUUCAGGCCAAGGAUGCGUCCAAGCUGCGAGAGUUCGUCGUGUUCUUCCACAACCUCUGGGCGGCCCCUCUCACCGCCCUCGGCUGCACGUUGCUGCUGCUGCGCGUCGUUGGGGCCUCUGCGCUGGUCGGGGUGUCCUUGAUCCCUCUUUUGAUCCCUCUAGAGACCUGGGUCGCGAAGCGGUCGGCCAAGUAUCGGGAAGGUGUUCUCAAGGUGUCCGAUGCCCGGAUCAGCCUUAUCGGAGAAAUCAUCGACGGCAUCAAGACGGUAAAGCUCAAUUCCCUUGACCACGGGUUCAAGUCAAAGGUGGAGCUUCUGAGAGCGAAGGAGCUCGCCAGCAUCCGCCGGGCUUUGAGCCUGAACGCUUACAACCAGGCGCGUGCGCGGUGGGGUGUGAAAAAGAGUCUUUUGGCGGUGAUGCGGUCCAGCCCCAUCGUGGUGGCGCUUGCCACGUUCGCGGCCUACGUGCUCUCGGGCCAUGAGCUCGACGCACAGACGGCCUUCACGUCACUCGCUCUCUUCGGCACGAUAGGCCACCCGUUCCACGUCCUCCCGAAGGCAAGCCACGCAGCUCAGCUCGCUGUGCAGCUCCUCGCGGAUGCGAAGGUGUCUCUACGACGGCUGAAUGCAUUCCUAUUGAAAGGCGAGACCAAGCGGCUGGAGAACGUGACGACAUCGGGGCGGGGGGCACGGGGCGGGGCCGAUAGCGUUGAUGGAGACGACCGCUCCCCUAGGGUGGUAUUGCGGGAUGCGGCCUUUGGACCGGUCGUCGGAAAACCCUGCUUGGAGCACGUGACGGCGGAGAUGCGUCGCGGGCUAUCCAUCGUGGUGGGGCCGAUCGGCUGCGGCAAAAGUACGCUGCUCUCAGGCCUCGUGGAGCACCUGCCGGUUCGGGCAGAGGGCGGGGACAAGGAGUGGGGCGAGAACGGCGUCGGUGGCGGUAGGAGCGGGGGGGGUGAGCGUGGCAUGGGUGAGGUUACGGUGGUGGCUCCGGAUAAGAGGGUGGCGUUCUGUCCGGAUACACCGUGGAUAGUGAACGCGUCGGCUCGUGACAACAUCUGCUUGGGAUCUCCUUCAGAUUCCUUUGAUGAGGUUCUGUACCGCAAGUGCGUUGAGGCAUGUGCUUUGGAGCGAGACUUCGGCGAGUGGGAAGAGGGAGACCGGGCGAUAAUCGGAGCAAGAGGCAUAACGGUGAGCGGGGGGCAGAAGGCCAGGAUAGCGCUUGCGCGCGCCAUGUACUCCCGGUGCGGCGUCGUUCUCCUGGACGACCCCCUAUCGGCCCUAGACAAUAUCGUGGGCGGCUGGGUGUUCCGUCGAGCGGUGCUGGAGAUGGCACGAGACGCGGCUGUUGUCAUGACGACCCACCAGCCGCAGUACAUGAGGGAAGAGUACUGCGAACUAUUUUCAGUCAGCGGGGGAACACUAACGCUCCGGGCAAACGGAGAAGAGCAAGGACAAGGGGAAGAAGAGCAGGGCACAUUCUUGAACGCGGCCGGAUUUUCCACCGUCGCGGAGGGCGCGGAAAUGGAGCCCACCUUGGCUACAGCGUCCGGUGAAGCUCAUACACCAGCCGCUGCCACCGGGAACAAGCCUGCUAACGCCACGAAGCCGGCUGAGGCAGAAGCCACGGACAAGACUGGUAGCAGCAUGUCGACGCUCUCGGCGAAUGUGAACCGCGACAGAGCGAGGGGAGGGGUGUCCAGGUCGGUGUACAUCGGCUACGUCAAGGCGUGCGGCGCGGUCGUCGUGUCGGUGGCCCUCGCAAUAUCCGUCUUCGCCCAGCUUGUGGACGUGUCCAAGGAGAUCGUUCUUGCCUACUGGUCCGACAGCAGGACCAAGAGAUCGGGUCUGUACUUGACCUGGUACUCGUUGGUGUGCCUGUCUGUGGUGGCGAUGAACGUUGCCCGGUUGUUCGUCGUGUGCUGGCUCGGCCUUCGCGGGAGCGAGUCCCUCCACAGGUCGCUGCUUUCCAAGGUCAUGGGUGCUCCUCUGCCAUUCUUUCAAGUCACCGACAACGGCCGAAUCACGUCGAGGUUUGCGUCGGACUUUGACUCGAUCGACUUGGCCAUCCCUACAUCUCUCUCGUCCUUCAUGGAUGCCGCGCUGACGAUGCUGGCGGCCGUAGGCGUGGUCGUUGGCGCGUCUCCUGGCGUGCUCUUCGCCAUCUUCCCCGUGGCACUGGCCUACCAUCGAGUACAGCGGGCCUACCGCAUGGCAGCGAAGGAGCUGAAACGGCUCGACAGUGCGACAAAGUCCCCGAUCUACUCGCACUUCCAAGAGACCCUCGACGGCCUCAGCAGUAUCCAAGCCUACGCCAUCGAGCAAAACAUGCUGAGGAAGCACCUCUUCAUGGUGGAUGCCAACGCCAGGGCUAGACUCACCUGGGAUGCCACCAACAGGUGGCUGGGGAUCAGGCUAGACUUGCUCGGCGCCCUGGUGGUUUUCCUGGCGACGCUGAUGGCAGUAAUUGCGGGUAGAUCGUCUCCCGGGAUGGUCGGGCUCGGGCUAUCGUAUGCGUUGACCAUCACUCGGACGCUGAGCUUCGGCGUUCGGAGUUCGACGGCGCUAGAGAACCAGUUCAACUCCGUCGAGCGGGUGCAAGAGUUUAUCGGCCUCGCUCAGGAGGAAGAUGACUCGCAUAAGGUGAAAGUAAGUGGCCCCGCGACGAGGAGGCCUUGGCCGUCCAGCGGGAUCGAGCUUCGAGACGUGUAUGCGAGGCAUCGGCCAGACCUGCUCCCAGUUCUGAACGGCGUCACCUUGUCUGUCAAGUGCGGAGAGCUUGUUGGAAUUUGCGGCCGGUCAGGAUCAGGAAAGUCUAGCCUAGCGCUCGCGCUCGUAAGGAUUGUGGAGUGCUGUCGUGGCGGCGUGUUCUUGGACGGGCAGGACAUCAGGGAGCUUCCCCUAGCCUUGCUGCGUUCGGGAGUGACGGUGAUCUCACAAGAUGCGCACCUCUUCUCGGGAAACGUUCGCGAAGCCAUCGAUCCGCUUGGACAGUGCUCGGAUGCACGAAUCUGGGAGAUCAUCGAGAUGGUCGGCCUGAGGGACGCCGUCGUGGAUCUACCGCUGGGGCUGGCCACGAGUGUGAGCGAGCGGGGCGCGAACUGGAGCGCGGGGCAGGGGCAGCUGCUCUGCAUCGCGAGGGCGAUGGUAAACCAGCCCGGAGUGUUGGUCUUCGACGAAGCCACGGCGAACGUAGAUGCGCACACGCACAGCCUGAUCCGCCAACUAAUCCAGUCUCGCCUCAACCAAGCGGCAGUAGUCGUCAUUGCCCAUCGGCUCGACGACAUCAUCUCCUGCCACAGGGUGGCCGUGAUGAGCGGCGGAGCCAUUACCGAGGAGGGCGAGCCGUCCGCGCUGCUGGCGGAUGCCGACAGCAUGUUGUCGCUGCUCGCCCGAGAGCUGGGCCCGGAGUUGGAACGAAAGCUUCGUGGUCAGCACACGCACUUGAAUAGGUAGCAAGUGAACCGUUCGGGGGCGCUAUUUUCCUCGCACAACGUCCACGUGCUGGUGAAAGGGUCUCCUGUUUUAUUCUGGGACAGUGUCCAUGCCGACAAGGGACCACGGUGCUUGUAUUUCGUAUUGGUCGUGUGCACGUGCGCUACGACAUCCUAUUUGGCCAGUGGCCACGCCACGUUUUAGGCUCGGUUCACGUGCAAGUCGUUCUUGUGACCGAUGUAGAAGGGGCACGUAUUUUUUUGGCGAAGAGGAGAGAUGUUUUGGCACGCUUUCAAAACAGUGCACUCAAAAUACUUGUGCAAAACCCUCUCGCGAUAUCGUGUACAAGCGCCGUAGAGGAGUGGUCUGCGUGACCGUGAGCUCUUCAAGGCGACCUGCAGUCUGCGGUAGGCGGGUAAGUCGCGAGCUCGGGCGUUGUGACGAGAAUUGCUUACCCUUUUCAGCAGCCGAUGCGAGUUGACUCUGAUUUUCCUAAAGAGCUUUGACGCGAUCGACGUGUUGGGCUGUCGAAAAAAAUGACGCUUCAAGAGUAUCUUGUCGAACCUGAUC
This is a messenger RNA of Ectocarpus sp. CCAP 1310/34, 4344 nucleotides long. NCBI's taxonomy places the organism in Eukaryota, Phaeophyceae, Ectocarpales, Ectocarpaceae. The record is from the annotation of a GenBank genome assembly.